GAAGGAUUGCAGCGGCUACGACUACGGGCCGGCCAGCUUCAGGCUCGUCCUGAUGCUGCUGCUAUUGAGCCGGCCAGGCAGGAGCCAGCAGACGUCUCUCCACAACGACACAGCCAUACAGUGUCCCAGUUUCGCGGAGAACUCCGCCUGUCCCUGCUACAAGUUCGACGACGGACUCUUCCUGGAGUGUCCGGGGACAACGGCACACUCACUGCGAAGCACUCUGCAACUCAUUAGAGCGCCCAUUCAGUCGCUCUCCGUGUAUGAUUUCGACAGAUCAGUGACUUCAUUAUCAUCCGAGCUGUUCGCCGGGGAAAUUCAUAUCCGUCACCUGCAGUUCUCGCACUCUCACCUGCAAUUUCUAGCGGACAAUAGUCUCCGUAAUCUGCACUCAUCGCUCGAAUCUCUCAGCAUUGUCAAUGGGAAAUUGAGUCAGGUUCCGCACAAGGCUCUGUCUGGCCUGGAGCGUCUUAUGGUGCUGGAUUUGGAGUCCAAUGAGAUCAGUGAGACGCUUAACGGGGGCUUCGAUGGCCUCCACUUGGUGAAGCUCAACUUGAAGAGCAACGCCCUGGAGACAAUCCCCGUGGACGCAUUCAAGGGGCUGGAGAUGUCUCUGGCCGAGGUGGAUUUGUCCGAUAAUAAGCUUAAAUUGUUCCCCAUGAAUGCACUCACCCACUUGGAUAAUCUCCGUUCGCUGCGUGUGGCACUGAAUGGGAUUAGCGCAUUCCGAUGGGACGGCAUAUCUCGGCUCGUGUCACUUCAAUUUCUCGACAUCAGCUCAAAUAGCUUGGAACAGAUUGACGAGGACUUCUGUGUGCCAUUCGGCAGACUGAAGACCCUCUCGCUCUACUCCAAUAUCAUAGACACCGUGCACAGGAACGCCUUCAGGAGUCUGCAUGAGCUCACGAGUCUCGACAUGAGUCACAACAACAUCAUUUACUUGGACGGGGGCAUCUUUAUGUGGAACAAGAAGCUGCAGACUGUGGACUUGAGUCACAAUCACAUCCACUACAUCAAUGGUGUGUUUUGCAAUUUGCCACUGCUGCGGGAGGUUUUCCUCUCUGGCAACAACAUCCUCGAACUGCCCGCUGAUGCCUUCACCAACUCCACCCAGAUCAGCGUGAUUUACCUGGAGGCGAAUGCAAUUAGGCGGCUUGACGGCUCAGCCCUCAGGACGCUGUCGAAUCUCGAGCAGUUGUAUUUGAACUCCAAUUUUAUACCCCACUUGCCGCACAACUUCCUGGAGAGCACAGGCAAACUCACAUCCCUGAGUCUGGAUGCGAAUGAGAUUAGCGAAUUGGAGCGCGGCACUUUUUCCCGUCUAAACAAUCUCAGAGAGUUGAGAUUGCAGAACAAUCGCAUUCGCUUGAUCAGACGAAGUGUUUUCUACCCUCUUCCCAGUCUUUUGGAGUUGCAUUUGCACAACAAUCAGAUCGGAGCCAUUGAAUCUGCCGCCCUGGCCAGUCUCAUGAGUCUGCAGUUCAUCACGCUGCAGAACAACCAUCAACUGAAUCAGCUGGAGUCCAUCUUCCCCGCUGAUCAGUCUGCGAUUGUCUCCAUUCAGUUGGAGUCAAAUGAGAUUGCUAAUAUCGCUGAAGGUGCUUUAACUGGUCAGUCUAGCGUCCAGGUUCUCUGGCUCAGCAACAACAACAUUAAAACCUUAAAUCGGACCCUGCUUAAAGAUCUGCACCACGUUGAGAGACUCUAUCUGAGCAACAAUUCCAUUUCUCUGAUCUCACCCGACGCUUUCCAGCCAAUGGCAGUUCUGCGACUUCUAGACUUGAGUUACAAUCGCUUGGAGCACGUCACGAGGGAUAUGUUUUCUGAGCAUCUGGUGGAGCUAGAGGAACUCAUCCUGGCCAAUAACAACAUCCAAGCCAUUGAAGGAAGAGCUUUCGGAAAGAUGAGAAAACUCAAGUCGCUGGAUUUGUCUAACAACUUUAUCAUGAUGCUGAAUAGAGAUAUUUUCGAUGGUGUGCCAGUGGCGGUCCUCAACAUUAGGAACUCGUCACUGUCUCGAAUAGACGUAGGCACAUUCCGAGGAAUGGUCAAUUUGAAUGAACUCAAUCUUGAGGAUAAUACUCUGAUCCCGGCUGAUAUUAAGCAACUAGACAUCCCUAGCCUGCGAACCCUUAGAGUUGGUAGCAACAACUUCUCGGACAUCGUGACCGGUAUCUUCGAUAAGCUCCCAUCGCUGCAGAGUCUCGUCAUGACCAACUGUAGCAUCCAAGUGUUGCCGGAAGCCAUCUUCUCGAAGAACACCAAUCUAGUCCGAAUAGACCUGAGUAGGAAUCGAAUGAAGAUCAUCCGACGAAACGUCUUCAGUGGUCUGAACGUGUUCAAGGAGUUGAAACUCGAUGGCAACCUAAUCAGUGACUUUCCGCACAUCGCCUUGCACAACAUCUCAACUCUGGAAAUGCUAUCAAUGGCUGAGAAUGCUUUGACGAGUGUAGACUUCUUCAAACUUAACGGCCUACCAAGUCUGCGACAUCUAGACUUGAGCGACAACUCCAUUUCCCUCGUGAGUGGGUUCAACACCUUCAAUUUAACGCAGCUAGACUUUGUAGACCUUAGCGGGAACAUUUUGCUUUCACUGCCAGCGAAUUUCUUCCAGAAUUCUUACAGUUUGCAUAGAGUAGAUCUAGCGAGGAAUAGAUUCCGCCAAAUACCGAGUUCUGCACUGUCUGAGAAUUCCCUGCCACGACUGAGUUGGCUGAAUUUGACUGGGAAUCCCCUGACUGAAUUCUACUACGGGAAUGAUGGGCAGAGAUUUCCCCAUCUCAAGGAGAUUCACAUCACCCGCACGAAUAUCUCCAUCCUGACCAGUAGAGACUUUGUGGUCUUCCCAGCACUGCAGCACUGCUAUCUUGUCCAGAACCGCAUAGGACGUAUUUCACCGGGCGCCUUCUCCACACUGUCGCAACUGCUGACGCUGGACCUCAGCCUGAAUGAACUGACUCAGCUGCCGCGCGAGCGUCUGCAGGGUCUCAAGCACUUGCGGAUGCUGAAUCUCUCGCACAACAGCCUGAAGGAUUUGGAGGAGUUCUCAGAAGAUCUCGCCCAUCUGCAGACCCUUGAUCUCUCCUUCAAUCAACUGAGUCGCAUCGGGAAGAUCACAUUUCGGCACUUGAUUCGGCUGACGGACCUUUAUCUGCGUGGAAAUCGAUUGACUACGAUAUCAGCGGAAGCAUUCAGGAAUCUGAGGAAGCUUACUGGUCUGGAUUUGAGAAUGAACUACUUCGAAAACCUGCCCUUGAGAGCUCUCAGAGCGGUUGAGACACAUCUCAAAACUCUCAGAGCUGAAGAUAAUCCCAUCUCGUGCUCUUGCGACACUCAAGAGUUAUGGGAGUGGCUACGUGACCAUCAGAAGUGGACUGUGAGCCACCAUCACGUGCGCUGUGACCAGCCAGCGGAGCUGCGAGGAAGGGUGCUCUUCGAGAUGCAGCCGCAGGAGUUCUGCGACGCUCCACUCAUCCUCAAAGUGGCCAUUCAGGACAUCCAGCCGUACUCUGUGAUUGUCUCCUGGCAGAGCCGAGAGUACACCGGACUCACGGGCUAUCACGUCGUCUUUCAUCCUCUCGACAUACUCGCUAACGAGAUUUUCACGAAGACCCUCAAUCGCUCCGCGAGCUCGACAAAGUUGGUGAAGCUCGCGUCCGGUACUCGGUAUCGGAUCUGCGUGCUGGGUAUCGGCAACUGGGUGGCAUUCCAGCAGCCUCCCGCCCUGGAUCCGGACUCCAGCGAGUGGUCGUCGCCCAAUCAGAUCAGUGCCGGUCCGGGUGGUGACUUCUUUCCCGGCGAACUCGAGCGACUGCUGAGCGACAAUGCGACGACGAAGUGCCAGGAAGUGACCACGCUCGAGGCCUCGCCGAGUCUCAUGAUGGACGACAACGGCGUGGCUGGGCAGAGCUUCAUCCACUCGAUCCUCACGCGGCGUUUGGGGCUGAUUGUGGGUUGUGUGCUGGGCAUCAUCGUGUUCAUUGUCCUCAUCUCGGUGCUGGGGUGGCUGAAGCUGAAGAAGCAGCGCAUCAUCGAGGCCAACAAGCGAUUGCAGCCGAUGCAGCCUGAGUUCAUCACCUAUCGCCACUUCUCCAUCCCCAACGAGGAGGCCAACAGGGUGGAUAAUUGCCACCCCAAUUUCAUCGCCACCAACACCAACUUGCUCGGCAUGACGAGCCUCAACGCGUAACAGCGGAUCCAGUGCAAGGCGUGCUCCGAGAGAUACCGGGCCAUCAUGUAUGACCUCUUCCUCUUCAAGCAGUUGAACUGAAGUUCCAACUGAGCCUCUGUGCGGAGAAUACGACACUCUUCCCAUCCAAUGCUUCCCAUCUUUCCCAUUCAUCCAAUCGCAUUUCACACUUCGCCUUUCCCGGCGACAAAGCGGGUGUUAAGUGAAUCUGUUGAGAAAAAAGUGUAGGGAAACCCAGGAAUUCCCAUGCAUUUGCACACGAUGAGAGAAAGUGAGGAGAGUGGAGAAGAAGUGGAGCUUGUCCGGUUGACAUCGAAGUGUCUUCAACAGAGGCAAUUUUAUGCCUACUCGUCAGCGCUUCGUAGACCAAUUUUUCAAACUACCUCCUUUGACAAUUGCCAACUAGAAAGGUAGUUAAAUCCAGAUCGGAUACUGAAAGAGUUCGACGCAAGUGAAAUACGUAAAUAAAAAUCAAACAAGACAAUUUUUGAAACCAUCCCAGGACAUUAAAAAAACAAGUCGAUUAAUUAGAGAUCUUGUCGUCCUGAUGGUUUUAUAUUUCAAAGAAUUUGAAGAAAACAUUUUGAAAUCCUUUUUUCUCGAUAAAUAAAAUUGAAUUUCAAUCAAAUAAUAAGAUUUGAAAAGAUUAAAUUAGAAUUACACAUAGAUGAGAUACUAGAAGACCAAAGAGUAGUCCUACAUUUUAUGCUAUCUUUUUAGCAUCAAAUACGAUUUUAGAUAAAUUUUUGAUCAGCAUCUACAAUCUCUUGUAGGAAAUUUAAUCGUCGUGACUAAUGCGCAUAGAGUAGAGCGUAGGAAUUCGGUGUGACAAGUCAACCCGGUUUUGAGAGUGAAUGAAAGCCAGACUCGUGAAAAAGUGAAUCGUUUCGGUGCGAAGAUACCGAAUAAGAUGCUGAAUAAUGGGGCACCAUAAAAGAAGGGCAAAUUAAGACUUACGAUCUGGAAGUUGAGGAAAAAAUCACCAACCUCAUUAGGAUGUCUCUUUCACACUUUCGUCCAAAGCGGAAUCGGGGUGGCAUUCCUGAUGAGAAUCUUUCCCACUCAUUAACUACCAUCUUCCGGAGAGCGCGGUUGGGUUGCAGACAUUCUGGCCUCAGGGGCACUUGUGCCAACUCCUUGGCCCACAAAUGCCACGAAUUCCUGCACUACUGAAGUCGGUAUUUGUAUAAUUUCGAUCGACACCCGGCAAUUCCUUGCCCCAAGACACAGCGGGCGGUGGCAAGCAGGGCGGGCAUCAUCCUGAUGGGGAACCGAUGGCAACUUUAUGACAAAUUGCCCUUCUUCCUGCCUUCACCGUUGCAAAAGUUUCAGCCAGGCUCGUUUCGGUGUAAUUGCGGGUGGGAAUCACGAGAAAAACUCAUUCAUUCGAAGCUUCUUGUGAAUUUUAUGCUCCACUUCUUGUUCUUCUCGGGCUCACUUUGGCUCAUCCCAGAGACAUUCAAUAAAACGGAGAGAAAGAAAAACCACACAGAUUUUUCCUCACCACACACACACACACAUAGACACACAAUUUCCUCGUCCUCAACAUCUUUUCCCAUUCCGUGGAAGAACAAAUAAAAUUAUUCGUCGAUUUUCCACACUCCACAUACCAUCGCGCCAACAUCAAACAGGCAUCUGAGGAAAGUUUUCCCGGAGAAAAUUAAGCAUGUAUUAUUCAGAGGUAAAACCAGCGUUUAAGUAUAAAAUCGAUGUGUUUUUGUGUAAUGUAAAUUUAAUGAGGCGAUUCUCAUCACUGAGAUUAUCGUCGCAAUGCAUUUUUUAUAAUAUUCAAGUAUAAUUUAAUAUUUAUACAUACACACAUACAUUACAAUGAUGGAGAAACAAUAUAUACAUGACCUAAGAUGAUAUAGUGUUUAAGUUAUGUCAUUGUUACAAGUAACAAUAAAGAGUAUUAAAG
Phlebotomus argentipes is the source of this 6107-nucleotide messenger RNA. Its product is annotated as protein artichoke. The record is from RefSeq and is a predicted model, not a curated record. The transcript is spliced from 5 exons. The coding region runs from base 53 to 4189 and encodes 1378 amino acids. NCBI's taxonomy places the organism in Eukaryota, Metazoa, Arthropoda, Insecta, Diptera, Psychodidae. Gene Ontology annotation, molecular function: protein binding.